AGUAGGUUUCAGAAUAAUAAGGCUAUUCGUCUCUUAUGUAUAAAACAAUAUUAGAACAUGUAAAUAUUAAUUUUAAAACAAAUAGACUAAUAGAACUAAAACUAUGGCAGAAAUAAAAUAUCACUUUAAAAUGAGAAAGUCAAAUCCAAGAAUCAAGACUAAAAUUAUAUGGAUCAAGGUCUAUUGUAUAUCAUUGAUAUACAAUGAACACGCUGUACAUGUUCAAAGUAAAACAAAAGCAUAAAACCAAGAGAUGCUUUCGAUAAUGCUAAGAAUAUUGUCUAAAUAUAAAUUAUCGAGAGCUCACAAAAGGGCAACCAGUGAUGUUACCCUUUUACUUUUUGAGAUUCAGGAGAAAUAGACACUUUUAAUGAGCAUAACAUACAAUAGGACAAUUUCAGCUAGCAAAAUGCAAAAAAAAAAUGAUACUUCUUAAAAUGCAUUCCAUUUUGAAUAAUAAUGCAAAUUACUAAUAACAGGUAAGCUGGUAAAAUUUGAAAGAUGAUUCCACUAAGGAAUAUCGUUUGAUUUUGAUCUUGAUAGAAACUUUCUUGUCUUAGCCAGGGGUGUUCAAACAGCACAAUUAAGAAAUUUUUCAAAUAGUUUUGGCUAAGAUAUAAAUUAAUGAGAUAAAAAUACAUAAGCCUACUUUCAAAUAUCUGUUCAAAUUUUAUAAGACUAUUUCAUGAAUAUAAUGUGGAAGAGAUUACAAGACAGAGUGAAAGGACGAAGAACAACGUCUGCUAAACAAGACAUUAAAGAUGUUGCAGAAGAAGCAGUGAAGCAACAAAAACCGACAAAGGAAGCUAAAAGUCCACUAAAACAAAGACAUGAAGAAAAUUAUAAUACUGAAGAAAUGAAAGAUGUUUUAGCAUUAUUUAAUAAACUGGAAGAGUUGGUCAUAGAAGGUGAUCCCAGAGUACGGGAUGUUUUAAAUCAAAGAGAGAAUCCACAGCUGAAAACCGAAGAAAUUCCAAAACUUGAUUUGCAUGAAUUCAACUACGAUACACCAAGAGGAAAAAGUAAAGUACAGAUUCAAAUGAGAGGAGAUGAUAAGUUAGAGGUUCCGAAAAAUGCAGUUCCUAACAAAGCACUGAUAAGAAUUUCUUUACUUGACAUACAAGAAGUACCACAUACUACAUUUGGAGUAUCAAAUGAAAGAAAUCCAUCAUUAUUACCAAUAUCAGCUGCUGUCAAGAUUGAGCCAGAAAAUUUAGUUUCAAAACCAGUGACUAUCAGAUUACAAACAAGUAUUGCAAUGCGAAGUGAUGGUCAAUCAAAAGUAGAUGAACGCUCAAAAAAUACUCAAAAAAAGUUAAAAGUGAUAGAGGAAGACAUCGAAGCCAAAAACGUCAUAAUUCAACACAAGAACUCAUUGACCGGCGAUUUAUGGCAAAAGUUAGGAACUAAUGUUUUCAGAUCAAGUGAUUCUGUAAUUUUUAAAACUCAAGAAUUGAGUAGUUUUUGUGCUUUCCAUAUUCAAGAUGGAACGAACAAUGAUGUCUUAAUAAAGAAGAUUGCCAUAUAUGUUUUUCAAAGUUUGGAAAGAAGAAAGAAACAGUUCCUCUCAGUACUGGUAUGUGAAGAUCAGCCACAUGUUUUACAAAAAGGAGUUGAGAGUAUGCCUGGAUGGCUACAUUACAUGGACAGCUGUUUUAAUAUUGCAACAGAAGAGGGAAGAAAUCUUGUUAUUUUGGAACCAAUUGAUAGAACACUGUGCAGCAUUGACACCAAUAAGAUGGAAAUACCCUGGGAAAAUUUGUGGCGUCCAGAAUGUUUAAUACGAAAACAUUUCACCGUCACAUUACAUAAAUUGGAUACAGAAGGAUUUAUACAGUUGGUUGUAAAUGAAGCAAAUUAUAGAUUAAACACAUCGUUUAUAUGGCAGGUUCAAAAACAACAAAUCUUUCUUCCUGAUCCAGUGCCAGUUGAAACUUAUGCUCUUGAUGAAGAUAGAGCAUGGAAAUAUGAUCUUGAGCCAAAACCAAGAGAUUACAGUAAUUUAUACAAACAUGUAACAUGGAAACCUCCAACUCCUGAGCCACAACUUGUAACAAAUGAGAGUUUACUGAGAUAUGCAACAAUGUGAAAGUAAAGAUAUUUAUAAGAGUGACAAACUGAUUAUUGUAUCUGCAAAUGAGAUGAAUACUGUGUUUUGAAUCAAUUAGUAAAUAAAAGUUCUAGAUAACUCUUGAAAACCUACACAAAUUAUUAUUACUAACAGCAUUUUUUCAAUUUUGGGUUUUCUUGUAUGAUGGCUUGGUAUUCUGAUUCUCAAGCUUUUAUUGGUGUUUAAAGCAGUCGGUACAAGUUCAAUAUUGGGGAAGGGUGAGGGGAUGA
This is a messenger RNA of Styela clava, 2340 nucleotides long. Lineage: Eukaryota; Metazoa; Chordata; Ascidiacea; Stolidobranchia; Styelidae. The record is from RefSeq and is a predicted model, not a curated record.